This is a messenger RNA of Nycticebus coucang (slow loris), 741 nucleotides long. Its product is annotated as polyunsaturated fatty acid lipoxygenase ALOX15B-like. The transcript is spliced from 5 exons. Bases 1 to 741 code for a protein of 246 amino acids. Gene Ontology annotation, molecular function: protein binding; metal ion binding; oxidoreductase activity, acting on single donors with incorporation of molecular oxygen, incorporation of two atoms of oxygen. Lineage: Eukaryota; Metazoa; Chordata; Mammalia; Primates; Lorisidae. The record is from RefSeq and is a predicted model, not a curated record.
AUGGGCGAUUACCGGGUGCGCGUGGCCACAGGCUCCUUCCUGGGCUCGGGGACCUGGGACAACGUGUCGGUGAGCCUCGUGGGAGUCGCAGGCGAGAGUCCGAUCCUUCGCCUAGACAACUGCGGGAAGGACUUCAGCCUGGGCGCGGAGGAGGACUUCGAGGUGACGCUCCGCCAGGACGUUGGCGCAGUGCUGCUGCUGCGCGUGCGCAAGGCGCCCCUCGCGCUGCCCCGCCCUCUUGGGCCACUGGCCCCAGACGCCUGGUUCUGCCGCUGGUUCCAGCUGUCGCCGCCGGGGGGUGCCCGGCUCCUCCGCUUCCCCUGCUACCAGUGGCUGGAGGGGGAGAGGAGCCUGGUGCUGCGGGAGGGGGCAGCUAAAGUCAUCUGGCAGGACAGCCACCCUCUGCUUCAUGCCCAGCGCCAGGCAGAGAUUAAGCAGAGGCAGCAGGAAUACCCGUGGAGUGAGUUUUUCCCAGGGUUACCCCACUGCCUGGAUGUUGAAAAUCUCAAGGAACUUGAUCCCACCUUGCGCUACUCGGUCACCAAGGAACUCAACCAGAAAUUCCACCGUGCUUCCCUGAACGUGGUCCUGAAGCUGAAGGGACUCCUGGACAGUCAGCGGCCCUGGAAAAGCCUGGAAGAGAUCCGACGUAGUUUCAUCUUCCCCAAAUCUCAAGUGUCAGGUCUGCAAUGUGAGGAAGGCUAUGGCAGGGCCAGAGGGUCAUCAGUGGUCACCUCGUGA